AUGGAAUGGUCGGCAGUAUGUUCUCAGAAAGUCGAACUAUCUUCCCAUGCUUUUCCAUUUGUCGCCGGAAUUAACUCUGGGGAUAAGCUAAUCUUAAGUUCAGAAAUUCGAUGUGGAUUGCAUAUUUCCAAUUGGCAAUAAACGAAAAUCCUAGAACUUUCUGCUUAAAUUAACUAUAAGGAAGCUUUGAAUUGAUUUUUCCUGAAUCCUUCAAUUUCAUUUUCGAAACGAAACUAAAUUUUUUUGAAACGGAUUAAGAAUUGUAAUGAAAUAAUUGUUUGGUUGAUAAGUUUAGGUGAAAUUUGUUAGUGAACCUCAAUUUGCGGUGUUACGCGUUUCGAGUAAUUCCCGUUUCACUCUUAUCUAUUCUGUAUCUGAUUGUCUUCCUUACGGUGUGUUCAUCCCUUUGCAUCAUGUAAUGCUUUUGGUGUGCUUGCUAAAACAUCGUUUUUGGUGAAAAAAGAUCUAAUGAAGUGAAUAAUAAUUUCCAAGUGGAUGAACUUGAGCAUGUGUUGUUUUGCGAUACCUACUUUACCUGGGAUUCUCAUGUUGACAGUAAUAGCUGCGUUUUUCAUAUUUGUGACAGAGAAAGCACGAGUAGAGAAAGGGGUGAGAAAAUAAAACAAAGCCAAUGAUACUUAAUGGCAGCGUUGAUAGUUGGCCGCCUAAAAAAUAAAAGCACCAUAAGGAUGUUACUGAUUGGACCGGUAGUUUUUUCUGUGAGAGUCAAUUGGUAUGGGCUGAUGGGGGUCACUGAUCGACGGAUAAACAUAACAGGAAAUUCGUUGCGAAAUGUCAUUCAAAUUGAAGGAAUUGUUAAUUAAGUUUUAACUUAUGGCUGAUCCUCCUCAUAUUCAUAGGAGAUCUACGAAGGGUGCAGUUAUCACUCACACUUGUCGUUCCGACGUUUCUUUUAGAAGCAACAAAACAAAUUUUGACCCGCAGAUGUAUUACCGUGUAUUUGGAAUCCAGGCGAAAAUCAGUACAUCAUUUUGCUAAUAAUGAUGGAGGCAGAGGCCAUUCGUCUACAAUAUGAGGUUGGGGCAGUAAUAACUGAGAUGCGAAACAGUGGAAUUGAGCACGUAAAACAACUGAACAGUUCUAGAGAAGCGGCAUCAACUGGAAUUCAUCGAAAAUGUCACUCAUGUUUUGGACCUGAAUCCACUUCCUUGUGGGCUGGGUUGCUUACGAAUAUAGGAAUCUGCACCCUUUUAUUUUCUUACACAUUACUUGGCUCUUUCAUAUUUCUUGCGAUCGAGGGUGAAACAGUUACAAUGAAGCAACGAACUUUGGUUCUGACGAAUCGUCAGCAAAUGACAGAGCUGCCAAGCUUACAUCGUGCGGGGAAUAUAUCUUUGUCACCUGCGGCAAUAUCAGAUGCUUUUAUUGCACGUCAACGGACAGUUGAAAACAUUUGGGAUAUAACAGUAUCAUUAAAUAUUUUAUAUCGGGAGAACUGGACCAGGUUAGCUGCGUUGGAAAUAGUUCGAUUGCAAAAUAAACUGGUAAAACGUUUCGCGGAGGACAUCGCAUCGCAGCUUGGUCACAAUGGUCUAUCAGCAGGAGCUGUUGUGUUUAAUCCCAACCAGAACGUUGCUGAAAUUCAAGACUAUGAAUGGACCUUCGCGCAAGCAUUUCUGUAUUCCCUAACAGUGCUAACAACUAUCGGUUACGGCAACCUGGCUCCAAAGACAGCUCUAGGAAAAGUUGUAACUCUAACGUAUGCCAUUCUUGGAAUUCCCUUAACACUAGUGUAUUUAUCUAGUACUGGAGGAGUUUUGGCAAGAGUUGCUCGUGGUGUUUUCUCGAGAGCAUUAUGUUGCUGUUUAUGUUCGAAUUGUGGCUAUUGUUGCUAUGAUGAGAAACGGAUGGCUGAAAAAGAGCGUCGUAUGAAGAAGAAGCGCCAACAGGAGGAGUUCCGCGCACAGCAUUUUAUCUUUCAAGACCCAUAUAAUGCGCAGUCAGGAACAGUGCACAACAGCCUACACUCUUCGGACAAGCAAAUAGCAGCAGGCGAUGCUGACUCAUUGAGUUCUUUGGAUUCUAAUGUAUCAAUGCACGGUCUAAGUUUACUAGCUCCGAUUAUUUUGUGUGUUUCUAUAAUGGGAAUAUAUAUUUCAUUGGGGGCAAUAGCUCUUUACCGUCUUGAAGGUUGGUGUUUCUUGGAUGGUGUAUACUUUUGUUUUAUGAGCUUAUCAACGAUUGGAUUUGGGGAUGUUGUCCCUAGUCUAGUACGAAAGGAAUCCUCCACAAUAGUUUGGUUUUGCUCCCUGUACAUAAUGUUAGGGAUGGCUUUGACUGCAAUGUGCUUCAAUGUUGUACAUCAAGAAAUUGUGCACAGAAUACAACAUUAUGAAAGGACUGCAAAUCUUUAUCAACAAAAUCCCACCGAAGACACAUUAAUUAGAGGUACGACUACAUCCUGCCGCGGUUUAUUCCCCGACGUAAAUCAAUUACAUAUACCUAGAGGCUCCGUGACACAUAAUUUAAAUUACAACUUGACUCCAGUUGCCAGCAUGGAACCAAACAACUCCAGCAAUCCGCCUUGUAUCCCGACAGUGUUAUUGCCUGAAGUUCUGGAUGAUGUAUCUCAGAUGUUUCAGUUAGCACCAGUUAAAGAAUCACAACCAUCUAACUUUAUCAUCGACCAAAAAUUAAUACAACAAGCUAUUGUUGUUCAAAGUGUUCUCACCGGUGUAUAUACAUUGAGCGAGGAACCAGAAUUAGAGGGAGAUAACACUCAACUUAAGGGAGAUAGUCCUUAACUUAAGAUAGAGAAUUGUUUAACUUGCAAAUCAAACUUUUGAAAAAAAAUCUAAUUUUUACAAGUGAGGUGAAUAUCGCCUAUCAGCUCAUAUUUUUGAGCGGUAAAAAAUAAUAUAUCUAUUUGUGAGUAAUUGGAUGUAAUAGGAAGCAGCGAAGUGACCAAAAGAC
This is a messenger RNA of Hermetia illucens (black soldier fly), 2934 nucleotides long. Its product is annotated as TWiK family of potassium channels protein 7-like. Bases 1002 to 2765 code for a protein of 587 amino acids. Lineage: Eukaryota; Metazoa; Arthropoda; Insecta; Diptera; Stratiomyidae. Gene Ontology annotation, cellular component: membrane. Gene Ontology annotation, biological process: potassium ion transmembrane transport; stabilization of membrane potential. The transcript is spliced from 7 exons. Gene Ontology annotation, molecular function: potassium ion leak channel activity. The record is from RefSeq and is a predicted model, not a curated record.